AUGGCCGAAGAUAUCACAGUGUUGCAGCAGUACCUGACGCCAACUACAUCAGAACGCCAAAUACCUCCCAAGCUAUACAAUACUAUCUCAACCGGGCCUGGAGGCAGGCCUGUAGUCUACCUAACUCUUCCAAAGAAGCGUAGAGGCCUCAGAAACGCGGUUGAUCCCGGCAGGGCGCAACGAGAGAUUAUUGAGAAUGUACUUGGCCCCUGUGCGGUUGAGGUACGCAAAACCUACUUUGAGCAUCUACAUCCUUGCUUCCCAGUCGUGGAUGAGAUGACAUUCCUGAACAUGUGGCGCAACGACAGCGACCGCAUAUCGCCUACACUAGUCUGCGAUUUGUACGCUUCUGCAUUGCAGGUGUGGAGCCGAUCACAUGUGCUGCGCCACCAGGUCCGGCCGGACCCUCACUUCAUCUGGAAUCAGGCCGUUAUUGCUCUUCAGGACGACUUCAUGGCUCCGACUAUAUCAACAGUACAUGCUGCGGUGCUGGAUCUAUUAGGACGUCCAGUCAUUGGUGUUACAGGUAACAUCGUCAAUGCUGGCCGCAUUGUCACACUUGCACAAAGUUUGGGGUUACAUCGCGACCCUUCUUCAUGGAACGCCACAGCACAUGAGAAGAGCGUACGAAUCAAUCUGUGGUGGGGCAUCCUCGUACACGAUUACUGGUCCAGCAUUGGUCAUGGUACACCGCCCACUAUCAGUCCAAAUUACCACGACGUACCCCUGCCUUCCUUCAGCGAUCAGAUGCACGUAUCAUUGCAAACCUUCGUGCAAUUGUGUAAGCUAAGUCGGAUACUUGGCGAUAUCCUUCCCUUGGUCUACUCACUUCGGGAAACCUCCGACGCAAUGAAGCGACAGCUACGCAAAGUCGAGUGCAGUCUUGACGAUUGGGUUGUUGAGCUCCCUGCACAACUCGAGCCCACGUGUGAGGCGUCAUUCAAGGUUAACGGAGGAAGUAAUUUGUGGUUCGCCUACCUUUCCAUGAAGGUGCUCGUAUGUCGAGUCUCCUUUAAGGCAGUCCAGGAAGCUACCGAUCAACCCGCCGAAGCACGUCAGUAUCAUCUUGCCAUGCUCAAGGAUGCCGCUUUGGAGGCGACACACUUCAUCACGUCACUCACCGAGGCUCAAUUUCAAGAGUUCUGGAUGCCAUACACCUCUUACCUCCUCGUUACGUCAGCCACAAUCCUGCUGAGAUGCACCAUUGAGAGCAACGAUCUCAACAAGAAGAAGGCCUGUGUCACGCAAUUGGUUGCAUUUCGGGAGCGUUUACGAACAGCGCGAGAUGCACUACAGUGGGACCUUGCAGAAUUUUGCCUUGAGAGAUGCGACGAACCAAUUCAGAGGAUCGCAGAUGCCCUCGUUUUGCUAGAAGCCCAGGAACCUGGACUGGCGGUGCCUCACGAUUUAUCUCUAAACGACUUAUUCCUCCCAGUAGACUCCCUUGACUACCCGUGGGAGACGUUAUGGAACGGUAUAGAAGGGCUGUGGUCUGUACAGAUAUGA
Molecule: messenger RNA, 1506 nt
Organism: Didymella exigua CBS 183.55
Lineage: Eukaryota; Fungi; Ascomycota; Dothideomycetes; Pleosporales; Didymellaceae
Exons: 2
Coding region: 1-1506 (501 amino acids)
Biological process (GO): DNA-templated transcription
Cellular component (GO): nucleus
Molecular function (GO): DNA binding; zinc ion binding
Source: RefSeq, a predicted model, not a curated record